UCGCGCUGCAGGAAAUAACGGCUCUGUCCUCUGUCUUCAAGCUAAUUAAGAGCAAUUUAGCGGGGAGAAUGGCAGGCCUGUGGAAAUCCUACCAGGCCCUGAUGACCAGAUACCCCUGGAGAGUGCAGAUAAUCACUGCAGGGUCUUUGGUGGGUGUUGGUGACGUCAUAUCCCAGCAGCUGAUUGAGAGACGAGGACUGGCUCAACACAACGUGCAGCGGACGGCCAAGAUGAUGAGUAUCGGUUUCUUUUUUGUGGGUCCAGUAAUCGGGAGUUGGUACAAAGUUUUGGACAGACUGGUUGUUGGAGGAACUAAAAGUGCUGCAAUGAAGAAAAUGCUGGUCGACCAGUUGUGUUUUGCUCCGUGCUUCUUGGGAGCUUUCCUGUGUCUCUCUGGAGCUCUGAACGGACUGACGGUGGAGGAAAACGUCGGCAAGCUGAAGAGGGACUACACAGAUGCCCUGAUCUCAAAUUACUACCUUUGGCCUCCGGUCCAGAUCGCCAAUUUCUACUUCAUUCCACUACACCACAGGUUGGCUGUCGUCCAGGUUGUUGCUGUUGCCUGGAACUCCUACCUGACCUGGAAGGCCAAUAAGAUGUGAAGGAUGAUUACAAGUCCAGCCUGUUUUGUUGUUGUUGUUGUUGUUGUUGUUGAUGAUGAUGAUUUUACACUCAUUUGUAGUGUGUGUGUGUGCGUGUGACAGGGGCCGACAACUUCCUUUAGGCUACUUAGUCUUCUGAUAUUUCCAAAGUGUAAAACUGUGACUGAGUCACUGAUAAAGGUCGGGAGAAAGCGCUUGUCUACUCUGAAUGACAAAUUCACACUUGAAAGUCAAACUUGCAUUUGCAGAAACGUCUGUGAAAGUUUGUUAUUUAUGGAAAUGGGAUCUGGCAGCGGUGCCGCAGUGCAGCCACACAUACGCACGCACACACACACACACACACACACACACUAACACCCGCUGGCUGAAAAGAACUUUGCUAAUCCUUUGAAUCUAUUGUUAAUCACUUGAUACAGGAUCAUUUGAAACAGGUCAGUAAAAACGUGUUUAGUUUUAUUUUGAAGGAAAAUUUCCUCAUUCAUUUCUUUAAUCUGUGAUUUUCACUUUGUCCAAGAAUUUCUAAUAAUGUUUCAGUUUACAUGUUGUUUACCCACUUUCACUGCAUCUGACUCAUCUGUGUACUUUUACUUUACUGUUUUUGUUUCGGACAGUGCUCAGGGAAGGUUAGAUUUCUGUUAUAAAUGCACAUGAUAAGAGUGAUAACCAGGCAACAGAUGGAAAAAGCUGCCUUCUUCCUCCAGUAACACCAGGUCUUAUGCUGCGUUCAUGUCAUAUCGGAUCGGAAUUAUGAGAUUCUGACAUGUAAAUAGUGUUUGCACCAACAUUCAAGUUUUAAGAGCCUGACAGCUCAGACAAACCAGACUUGACUCUGAAUACAGUAUAUUUAAAAAUAUCUACAUAACUUUAUUAUUCUAAUCCACAGUAUAUUGAUCAUGCACCCAUUGCCGUGUGGUUUUAAUGACUUGAAUACUUGUUAACAGUCUUGCUCACCCACCUAAACAACAAAAUGGACCCAGGAAUCCCUUUGUACACCUUCAGUCCCUGUUGAAGUGUGGAUGGUCCUUUAUUUUUCAGUGUAUAUGUAAUGUUUGUUCUCACAAUGUGCACAUUUGUAAUGACAAAAUCCAUCUCGUAUAUAUAAAGUUCUGAAGCUCUA
Molecule: messenger RNA, 1719 nt
Organism: Toxotes jaculatrix (banded archerfish)
Lineage: Eukaryota; Metazoa; Chordata; Actinopteri; Toxotidae
Gene: mpv17
Product: mitochondrial inner membrane protein MPV17
Exons: 8
Coding region: 69-602 (177 amino acids)
Cellular component (GO): membrane; cytoplasm
Source: RefSeq, a predicted model, not a curated record